This is a messenger RNA of Vitrella brassicaformis, 8065 nucleotides long. The record is from the annotation of a GenBank genome assembly. Lineage: Eukaryota; Vitrellaceae.
ACAGACAUGCACACAGGCAGACAGGCACAGCAUCCAGCGUUUUCUGGAGUAUCCAUGUACGCUUCGUGCACACACACACACACACACACACACAGAGAGAGAGAGACUCCCGCCCUGAAUAAGUCGCAAAAAACGCUUAACAGAGAAGUGCCCUUUCUGCCUGGCUGGCUGUCUCUUUCAUCCUGCCUUCUUGUUGUUUUUUUCGAUGCAGGUUGUCUCCCGCUUCGUCCUCGCCCUGCCCGCACGCAGACACAGACACUUCCUGACACAGACACACGCACCCACGCACCACUGGCUCAGCGGCGGACUGAACCAAAACCGCCGCCUGCUACAGCUGCACACACCGCCCCCGUCUCUUCACUACGUUUUCCAGCCCCCCACCAUAGCCGACUACAUUGAUUGAGAGUCAAUGAGAGGCACCCACGAAUAUUCACCCGGUGCUACCCGACGGGCGAGCCAUUGAAACACGCGCAUACACAAGUCAGUCACAAAACAGGUAUGGAUGGCAUGAGGGUCAGGGUCCCUCUUGGUAUCCUUCGCUGCGUCUCGCCUCGGAGGUCCCCGUUGUGGUGCUCGUAGCGACUGACGACCGGCGUUCGGCGAUGCCCUUCAGUGUUGGCGUCAGGGGCGGAGUGACGGUGGUGGGUGUGGUGCCGCCGGUGCGGCUGCGGCGCAGGCGUCUCGUGCCCAGAAUCUGCGUGUAGCGCAUCCUCAGCCGCGUGCGGAGCUUGCGGAGGCUCGGCCGCUGGGCGACGCUGCCGCCCUCAUCGUCGGUGUCGAUGUCCUCCCCCAGGUUGGCCAUGUACGAGAUGCCUCUGCGAAGGGCACCCACGCUCUGGCUGCGACGAGGGACGGGCGUGCGCGAUGGGACGCUCAGUCGCUGCUGUAGCGACACGGUGGACGACCGCUGGAGAUGAUACAGAUAGGAGGGGCUGGCCUCCGACAUCGCGAGGGUGGGUGUGAAUUGGCCGUCUCCUGCGAAACGGCGGUCCUCAAGCGGGUGCUCGGGGUCUCGCACCAUCAUCCUCUGCGGCAGCUCCGGUUCCGGCUCCAUGGGCAUGCCCUUGUAUGGGUCAUCCGAGUCGUCGGACGCCAGCGACAGGUCGUCCUCGUCUGCCUGCGACUGUGUGGGGGACUCCUCCUCGUCCAUGGCAUCCUCCGCCACCACAGGGUCGACGUUGGACACGCGGCGACGGAGCUCGUCGAAAUUCCACGGUUCCCUGCAGGGAGGCAUUUCGCAUGUGCAUGUGUUUCGUGAUCCUUCAUCCUUUCGUUCUUACUGGAACAGGUGGUGUCUGAAUCUCUCGCCGGACGCGUCGGGCCGUGUAGCGAUGACAGCAUAGACGAUGAAGGCGAGCAGAGGGGCUAUGAGCAGGAGAAUGAAAAUGGCACCCGUCCACGUGCGAUACUGCAGACAUCAAUCAAGCAAAGACAGAACCGAUACGCCGCCCCCCGUGCGUCUCCUUUUCUGUUGUGUGUCAUGCCUCGUCAAAGAGCCCUUCGGUGUGGAGCUGGCUGAAUGCCGUCCACAGGUAGAGCACCAGCAGGCACGCAGCGCAUAAGAUAGCGUACUCGUUGUUGCUGCUGACGAAGUACGGCCGAUACGACAGCAGACACGCCAAAUAGAGGCAGGUCACGGCACACGCCUGCAAUCCAACCAUGCAAUCGACGAUAGACGGAUGUCUGCUGGCUGGUCUCGCUCUCACUCACCACCAGGAGCUGCCAUGGCGCAGGAGUGAUGACCACCGCGGCCAAGCUGACAGGCAGGCACACACAGCGACAACAUCCGUGAAGUGAUUGGUGUAUGUUGGUUGUCGUGACUGCGUAUAGGAAUCUGAGGAUGAGUAGCCCCGCCUCCCACCACCAGAAGCGCGGGCAGUACUUGGCAUACAGAGGUGAUAUACGUGACAGCAUCGGCGUCUGCAGCACAACAUAGCACAAAACCACACACUCAGACAAGAGGCUGCUUUGUUCCCUGGGUGCCAUGUCACCUUAGUAGCAGGCCGUCUGGCGAGGACCUCGGCGAGGUCGUUAUAGUUGAUGGCUCCCUGCAGCCACUUGCGCACCGCCACAUGCACCACCCCCUCCAGCUCAUCCUCAUCACCCGGGCCCCCCGCAGGCCACCCGAAGCUGGCCGUCCGACCUUUGCGGAAUGCCAGCCCCGGAUUGUCCCCCGCUGCACCAGUGUAGCAGCUGCGCAGCCGGUCGAUCACGGCAGCAAGGCAGUUUUUGAUCCAGCGCCACAGCUGCUCAGCCCGGUCCUCGACCACCUGGAGGCCCCUGAGCACGCCCAGCAUGCAGGGGGUGGAAGUGGUGAGCAUCUGCUUCGACAGCGUCCUGUUCAGCCGCGGCUUCUCCUUCGGCGGGGGGGACGCCAGCUCUAGGAAGGUCUGUCGGCGGUUGUGUGCCUCGGACAUGGUGGGUGUGAGGCUGUUUGACCCGCCGAGCUGCUGCUGGUGUUGCUCGAGGUGUGGGUGGCUCUCGGCCAGGUUGACGGAGAAGGUCAUGCGUCUGCUCUCGAGCUCGGCAGCCACGGCUGCGGAUAUGGCCCACUCCUCUACAAGCUGGAUGGUGUGGAGUCUGUCGCGGCGGUUGACGGGCACCUCGAUCAGAGGAUUUCCCACCGUCUUGCCGUGCUGCUGCUGCGCACCGCUAAUGUUGGAGACCACUAACUCGGGCUUGCCCUUUUGGCGCACACUGAAUGGGGCCAGCAGAGUCCGGUGAGACCACAGCUGGCACAGGAGAGAAUGGAGGGAGGAGGAAGGACAAAGAGACAACGGCGACGUACAUCCGUGAGUGAGUGUUUUCUGAGGCUGUUCCCCCACCAGUGAAGAGAAGUAGACUGGGACUCCGAUGACGUAAAUGAGCAUCAUGGCGACCGCAUAGCCCCACAGGUAGAAGUACUCCUGUUUGCACACCACAGACAGUCUCCAUGAACGCAUCAAGGGAUCGGGCCCCUGUCCUCGUCUCACCUGCGAUUGGCAUGAGAGCGAGUAGUCUGCGAACAGGUAGGAGGCCCCGUCCUCGAAAUCGCCGUCGCACCAGAAGAACCGAAGCAGUGACACAGCAACUGCCACAGCGCGUACAACCGCCCGGUAUGAGUGACUCUGUAUAUGUUCCCUCCGCGUGGUACGUACCGGCGAAGUAGGCGAAGUUGAAGACCGUGACGGUGAUGGGUGUGACCUUGCUGAUCUCCUCCAGCCACACGUGCCCCAGCCCCGUGGUCACUUCACCCAUCCGCCCGCUGCGUCUCUCCCAUGCGAUCGACACCACACGCACCGUAGCCAUGAUAACAAACAGCAGGAUGAUGGCCAGUGGCGUGAGGGUGAUGAACAGCAUCCGCGAGAUGUAGUUGAAGCCCGCCAGCCCACAGCUCAGUCGGAACACCCGCUCCCAGUCAAUGUUGAAGAUGGCCAGCGACGCAGCCGCCUCGGCGACCGGCAGCGCAGACGCACAUUCAACUCGGGGAAGGACGCUGGACAAAACACACAGAUGGAUUGAGCUAAGGGGGUAUGCAGGCAGGCAAUGAGGUCCCCACUUACCGGCGAGCUGUAGGAAUAUGAUGAGGAUUUGUGUCUUGGGUCUCAUGUAGCGGAUGAAGUAGGCCCACAUGUUGCCCUGCGUGCCGCCGUCAGCCGCCAGGGCGUCUCUGGCGCCCUGUGGUGAGACGGUCACGCGGCCCCCCUCGACUGCCUCUCGCGCGCGCGGCCUGUCUAUCGUUUGGAUGAGCAGGCGGCUGGCCAAGAGCAGCAGCAGCCCCACCGCCACCGCCAUCAUUAUCUGGUCCAGAGUGGUCCUCCCUUCGUCACAUCGCACACACAUACGGGUCUGCACACACGAGCACACAGACACGAUGCCCGCCACAGCGCCGUUCCCAUAAACGACUUACGAGUUUGGCGUAUCCUUUCUUGCACACAGCGCAUAGACGUCCCUCGUAUCCCUCUGCACAGUAGACGUCAGACCACUCCUCCAGCUGCUGCAGGGCCCUUGUCGACUCGCCCAUGAUGUUGUGGGUCAAGGUCUUGUUAACACGGGUGGGUGGGGCGCCGCUGCAGCUCGACAGCAGCGGACACAGCCGCAGGGAAUUAGACUUGGGCGUCAGGCGCCAGUAGCCGGGCCUGCAUACAGGAAACAGAGCAAGGAAUGUAUGGCGAUACUUCGCCCGUGCUCAGUCUGCCUUUUUCUUCUCCUCACGCACUUGAGUCCAACAGUGCUGAUGUCCAGUGCCACACCAUCGCAGUCCAUGCCCUCCUGGCACUCCUGACAGUCCUCGAGGGAACUCCCACUCGACCCAUCGCCGUCGUCCGAGUCCUGCAUCGUGCGACAUCGCUGAUCCUCCAACGGAACGGGAUCGAAGAAACCUGACCAUCACAGCACAACACAACACAACACAUCACAUCACAACACAUUUCCUAAGGGUUUUUUUGGGCCUUUUGCUCGCUGGCUGGGACACUGACCGUUUUCGCACAGGCACUGGCAUUUCGAGAUGGCGCCCGUCUGGAGCGUGACUCGACGCGGUGGGCAGCUAGCGCACUGGCUGACGGUUGAGGUGCGCGAGGCGAUGGUGGGGUUGUACGUGUUGAGCGGGCACAGCUCGCACAUGCCGGGGAGGACCUCAUACAGACCCUUCUCGCAACGACAAGACUCAACUGCAUGAUAUGUGGCACACGCAGAGAUAAUAAACACCAGAACACAGACAGGGCAGACAUAAGAUGAGAGCCAGAGUUCAGCCAGCUGACCGGAUCGAUGGAUUCGCUCCGACUUGAGCGUGACUGUGUGUUCCGGGCAGGGUCUGCACACCUGCAAUGAAUGCACCGCACCACACACGCACACGCAUCCGAGCAAGCACGACUCUGGCGUUCCGUUCGUACCUCCCUCCCUCCCUCCCUCCCUCCCUCACCUCAGUGGCGUAUGGGUGAUCGGUGUCGAGUGACGAGUAUGUGUUGUCGCCGCACGGCUGACACUCCGUCCCGGUCCCGAAGUACCCCGGCUUGCAGCGGCAGAGGGCCGUCUCGUUGAGCGACGGGUCAGACGUCACCUUGUCGCACAGAGUCGUGCACUCGUACGUCGCAUCGGGCGACACUGGCGUGAAUCCAUCAGGGUUGGCAAACACCACCGACUCCGCCCCUUCCGGCCCGCUCGACUCGCGCUUUUCACUCACACUCCUGCAGCUCAGCAGCCGGCCCUCCUCGUCAUCAUCCGACGCGAUCAUACGGUGCACGGGCCCGCGGAGCGAUGGGUUGUCCGACAGGUCGAAGCCCGGCCGGUGUAGCCAGUACGUGGCCGGCACCAGCUCCGACAGAUUAUUGCCGCGAAGAUUCCACCCGAUGAAGUUGGGCAGUUCGGCGGCUUCCGCGAGCACCAAGGGGUCCAGACGCACCGACGUGAUGGCGUUGAAGGACAGGUCGAGUCGCUGCAGACUGCGAAAGCCGAACGAGACGGCGCUCUCGGCGAGGGUCUCGGCAUCCUGCCGCCGCUCGAAGUCCGAGUAGCCGUCGGUCGGUGUGUUGCUGAACGUGAGAGCCGCUUCCGUUAUCGAGCCGUGGAGGCCGCACGAGGACGCGCGGACGACCUGGAGGAAGUCAAGCGAGUUGAGAGGGGUCAGCAGCUUGGUGACGUCACAGUUGAUUGGAUUGUUCGACACGUCGAGCUCGGCCAUCUCGGGCCACUCUAUCAGGACAGAGAAGGACUCUUCCUGCCGCAGCAGAACGUCGAGGGUGGGGGUGCCCAUAGCGUAAUCAUCCCGCUCCUCAAGAGCGCCAUCCGUGUCGUUGUCGGGUGCAGGGGCCUUUCUGUCCUCUGGCGGCUGCCAUUCGGUGAGCUGGUUGUUGGACAGGUAGAGUUCCCGAAGUGAUGAUGAAUUCCACCAGCCCGCAGGGAUGCCACCCGUCAGCUGCGCGAAAGACACGACAGAGACAAUCCAGGGAAGGAUCGACUUGCACGCAGUGGUCCCAUUCCCUCCCCCCACCUUGUUGCCACUGAAGUCGGCCACCCGCAGCACGCAGCAUGGCGGCGACUUGGGCAGCUGGGUGAUCUUGUUGUCAGAGAGGUAGAGCUGCUCGAGGUUGGGGAGGGCCUCCCACUCAUCGGGAAUGGCUCCCUCGAAGUUGUUGUUGCGCAGGUCGAGCUGAAUGAGGUCUGUGAGGUUGGCAAUGCUGGCGGGCAGCUGGCUGGAGAAGUUGUUGCCGUCGAUCAACAGGUCCAGCAGAAUGGGCAAGUUGCCGAUGGACUCGGGGAGGGGGCCGUAGAAUUUGUUAUUGGAGAGGUCUAGAUAGUCAAACUCGGGCAACACAGGGAUGUCCUCGGGUAAUCGACCUUGUGGAUACACGGAUAGGCGGACAGGUCAAUAAGCACACAUACAAAUGUACAAAUCUGUCCAUCUCCCCACCUGUCAUCUGAUUGUUCCCAACGGCGAUGUCCCACAUUCUUGUGAGACGCCAAAUUGAGUCCGGUAAGGUCCCUAUACACAAAGCAAUAGGAUGGACCCUAGCAGCCCCUGAGCGGCUGGCUGCUUGGUUGCGCUUCGUUUGCGCACCUGUGAUGUGUCGGUUGCCCGUUAUGUCGAGUCGGACGAGGUUGUCGCCGAGGGUUGUGUUGGUAAUGAUGUCGGGGAAGUCGCCCGACAGCUGGUUGCUGUACACCCACAGAACCUUCAUGGGCACUUCGCGGAGCGUCAUCGGGAUGGAACCUGAAGAACAACACACAACGACAAAGAUACUCGCCACACGCGUCGAUUGUAUGUAAGAAGGAAUGUCUCCACGCACCUUCAAGCCUGUUGCCGUCCAGCAUGAGCUCAUUAAGGACGGAGAGAUUUCCCAGUGACGGAGGGAUCUGGCCGCCGACUCGAUUGCCUCUCAGAUCGAGCUUGCGCAACUCCCUCAGAUUGCCCAGGCGGGGGGGCAUCUCACCUGCCAUCAGCGAGACUUAUGUGAGCAUGCACACGAGUCUGCUCGUGGGUGUCUUCAUCUGUACCUGUGAUGUUGGCUCCCCUUAUAUCCAGUACCCUCAGCUGCUUCAGAUCGUCAAUGUGCUCAGGAAUGCGACCUACAGGCACGCACAAACAUAUGUAGGCAGUCGGAUGUCCCCACUCGUUUUUAUCACUGUCUCGACCUUUGGCUGAUGCGGGUAGAUUCUCGAACCGAAUGGCCAGGACGGUCAGGCUCCGAUACCGCAGGACACAGUCGCCCACUUCGACAUCGGGAGGCGUCUUCAUCGCACGCACGUCCACUAUUAUCAUACCGACGUUGCCAGGCUCGCCCACUUCACCAUCCGGCCUUUCCGCUGCCGCACACUCCUGUCCGAACAGCGGCGCCAAGGUGCCUGAAAAGUGCCAGUCGACGGUGAAAAGCACUCGCAUGUGCCGCAGCUGGGAUAUCUUCUCGUGCGGGAAGGGCACCGGGUCCUCGAGCACUUUCACGUCCUCAUAUUGGUCGGUCCACACGAGGGCAUAUCCCUCCGUGUGGCUGGCGGUGCUGUUGGAGAGAUAGGGUGAGGUGGGGAAGUCGGCCUGCGAGGCGUUGAAGCAAGCCACGUACGGGAGCUUGCACACGCUGAGGUUGUCGGAUGCGAUGCGCUCGACGAGCGGCUGGUCGUCGGGGUGGAGAGUGGAGAUCAGACUGAGAAGCACCGGCCGGUCCUCCUCGCAUGCCUUGCACUCGAACAGAACUGUCCAGUUAUCGCCCGACACGGCGUAGUCCCAGGGCAAAUAAUUGUCGAGUAACCAGUGGGUGCGGACUAUGUUGAGCCGCGCCUCUUCAGGUGAAGAUGCCUCCGGAACCUCGUCAUCGGCGUCGUCCUGCCUGAGCCGCCGGCUCCUCCCAGCCGCUCUCCGCCUGUGUGUGCGAUGGCGAUGCCGACGAGACAAGCAGACUGAAAAGACACAAGGGCAGCAGUCACAUGCAAAGCAAAAGAGGUGAAAGAUGCGUGUGAAACACUGUCAUGCGUCUGCUCAUCUGACUCACCCGCAAGAUGACAAGCAAACACGACCAGGAUGAAGAUGCUUCCCAGUCUCAUCUUUGCUUCAUCAAGCUGGUCUCGGCGGUCACUCUUUGACAGCGUUUGCUCC